Molecule: messenger RNA, 1867 nt
Organism: Lingula anatina
Lineage: Eukaryota; Metazoa; Brachiopoda; Lingulata; Lingulida; Lingulidae
Product: ubiquitin-conjugating enzyme E2 U
Source: RefSeq, a predicted model, not a curated record
GAAGGCAAACUAAAAUGGAAGACUAGUGAGAGUUGAAAAUCAGAAUGCAUCAUUUUAAACUCUUUUUAUAAAAUACGGGAAAGAUGUUCUCCAGGCCUCAUUUGCUGAUUGAGAGAGAUCUUCAGAAGAUACAAAAGGAUGACCUAUGGGGUAUUGAAGCUUAUCCACUGACAGAUGAAAACAUAUUUGAGUGCACUGCUAAAGUUAAAGGUCUGAAGGGAACAGCAUGGGAAGGUGGAAUAUUCAGAUUGUACAUUCGAUUUGAUGAGCACUAUAAUGUGAGACCACCAGAGGUGUGCUUUCACACUAUACCCUUCCAUCCUAAUGUUGAUGUGAUUACUGGCAGACCUUGCAUAGAUUUCCUGGAUGACUAUACAUUAUGGAAGGACACCUACACCAUAGGUUACAUACUCAUGAAUAUUCAGUUAUUGCUGUGCAAUCCAGUCAUAGAAAAUGCAGUCAAUUUGGAUGCUGCUGAUAUGCUCAUAACCUCCCCACACUCCUACAGACAGAUGGUGCAGGACUGUGUGGCUGCUAGCCAGAGAGUGGAUGCUGGUCUUAGUCCACACUUGGAUCAGGACACCAGAGUGAGGUUUGGUCCAACAGAGGUCACUGACACCAAUCCACAGACGGGCAGCCAGUCUAUUUCCCUACGGAAAGCAGCAAGGAUAUCAUUUGAUGAUUAUCUUACAACAUGGACUGGAAUAGCAACUUCAAAGAACAAUUUUGAAGAAAAAAAUCCAUUAUUGGAAGCUCUCCAAGAAAACCCAAAACUUCAAAACAUUCAUUAUGGUCUGACACUUCAAGAACUGGAAGAACAGAUGAAAAGACAGCUUGACGAACACAGUAUGCUCACUUAUGGGAAGUUUAAGAAAAAACAAAGUGAAGAAGAGGAAAAAGCAAAGAAAUUAGCGCAAUUAAAUAAAAUAAGAAAAAUUUACCUUCCAAGAAGGACUCCACCUCCUGGUUCUACUAGUCCCAGUUUUCCCAGAAGUGCAACAGGACGAGUAAGUCAAGUAUCAACAAAUCACCAUGGGCAGUUUUCCCCAAAGAGCCCUAGACAUUUAGACCCUCCCAUGGCAGUGACUGGGGAGAACCCCAUAGGAGAGGCUUGGGAGCAUGAGGUAGACGACUUAGUGGCAUGGACUAUGAAGUUGGAUGAAGAAGCUCUGUGAUAAUAAUUGAAAAAAUGUAGAUAGAUGGACCCCCCCAUAAGACAGCCAUGGCCCAUACAGUCACUAUUUGCUGUGCUUAUAUAUCUUCCACCAGGCAUAAGUGAAUCAGACCCCAUUCCCAUUGACAUGCCAUCGGUGUCACCAGGAGGAUUGUUAAUCUGUGUAGCUAAUUGCUCUCAUCAAGAAUCCCUGCAGAGUUAGGUCAAUCCAUGUCAACCAGUGAGUCUAUGUGAAUGGGUCCCAACUCUGUAGUUAUUCAUUUUCAAGAAAAGUGAGUAGUACUACAUGCAUGUGACUAGGAUACUAGGUUAUGCAGGAUAUGAAAUAAUUGGGUUUGCUGUUUUAUACCCAACUGAAGACUGUGGGAAAAUAUACUUUGCAUCAAAAUGCAAUAAGUCAGAAAAUACUGCAUCAGUAAUGUUAAGACAAUGCUACUUGUUGACUAAGACCCCAUUCCCAUAGAUAUUUAGAUCGAUCUAUCCUCCUGAGGAGUCUCACUAGAUUGGUGUCAGCUUAACCCCCAGGGAGUUAGGUCGAUCCAAAUGGAUCGAUCUAAAUCUCUGGGAAUGCACUCUAAGCUCCUGCUGAAAUUCUACAUGGGGACGUCUGUCAUGUUCAGAUUUUACUGUGAUAUUUUUUAAGAUACUUUUUACUGAGAAACACAUGAUUUGAUUCUAAUAAAAUGCAGAGAA